CCGAACGGCUUUGUUUAUCGGAGAAAUUAAUUGUGAGUAGUGUUGUGUCGUUGAUUGCUUUUGUACGGUGUGUAGUUGAAACGAAUCGGCAACACGCGGUAUUGUUUCUGUAAACCGGCCAGCAUUGGCACUAAUUUUAAUUGUGAAAAAAAAAACCUUUUUUCCAUUGGCACCAAGUUCGAGCGAGCCAAUCGCUCGAGAAUCAAAGCGUAAAAUUCGGUCCAAAAAUCCACUGCCUAUGCCGGCCUACGCCGUCUCCCCGAUGGAGCACUGCGAGGCACGCUUGGAUGGUAGCUUCGAGCAGGAUCAUGGCUGCGAUUCUUCGCUACUGUCGCCUGAAUCGUCACAUCAGGACGACGGCCGCUCGAACCAGACUGGCGAAUCCGACGACGGGGAAGAAGGUGGUAAUAUUAAACAGCCAACGACUGCGCAGCAAGACGCGAAUAAGAUGACAUCCGGGAUGGAAUUUGGCCGCAGUCCAGAUCAUCACUCAGAGCUCAGCUCUACCCAUCCUUCUCAGUUUGGUCAAACCCACCCGCUGGGUGUACUCGGCAAUCUCUCGGCGCUGAACAUGAACGUACCAAAUCUAUCCGGACUGUCGGGUCUGUCCGGUUUGCAACACGGAGAUGUACUGGAGAAAUUGAAAAUGCAAGUGCGGGACAUGAAAGUGGGACUGCUGGGGGAUCAGAGUGAUUUCGCGGCAUCGCUGCAUGCAAGUUUCGGUGCAAGUGCGCUGCAACAUCAUCAUCAGCAGCAGCUACAACAGCAGUCACCCCAGGCGGCCGGAAGUGGUAGUAUAUUCGGUAGUGUCGAUUCGAGAAGUGCGGGGUUGAACAGUAACGGUACCGGGACUGGUAGUAGUGGUAGUGCAAACGCAGCAAAUAGUAGCAGUUAUUCGUUCACAUUACCCAAUCCGCCGAUCAACAAGGAUGCGAACCCGGGCUCGAAUUCGUCGACCUCGAGCGAAACGUCCAACUCGUCGCAACAGAACAACGGCUGGAGCUUUGAAGAGCAGUUUAAACAAGUCCGACAGCUCUACGAAAUCAACGAUGAUCCCAAACGGAAAGAGUUCCUGGAUGAUUUGUUUCUUUUUAUGCAGAAACGAGGAACUCCGAUCAACCGUCUGCCCAUCAUGGCCAAAUCCGUGCUGGAUCUGUAUGAGCUGUAUAAUCUGGUUAUAGCCCGCGGUGGGCUGGUGGACGUGAUCAACAAGAAACUGUGGCAGGAAAUUAUCAAAGGGCUGCAUCUCCCGUCCAGCAUCACAAGCGCCGCCUUCACGCUUCGAACACAGUACAUGAAGUAUCUCUAUCCGUACGAGUGCGAGAAGAAGAACUUAAGCACACCGGCUGAACUGCAAGCCGCCAUCGACGGGAACCGGCGCGAAGGUCGACGGUCCAGCUAUGGGCAGUUUGAUUCGCCAUCAGUUCAACGUUCGCCUAUUCCACAGAGCAUCCAGCAGAUGUCACCGCUAUCGCUGGUCACACAUGUCAAUCAGCAGCAGCACCACCGGCUGCUCGGGGCUCCCAAUGUCGGCCAGAUGCCGAACAUCCUGCCGGCCGAUUUCGAGCAGCGCAUGAUUGACUACAUCAAACUGUUUCAGCCUAAGGAGAUGAAACGGGAGCAGAGCCCCGAUCAAAUGACCCCGCGGGAUGCCCUUAACGCACUGGAAAUGUCCCGGGUCGCACUGUGGAAUAUGUACAACAACAACACCAGUCCUCCGAAUUCGCUCAACACCAGCCCACCGGAAAUGCAGAGUUUGUUCCAUUUUAGGGAAGCUCUCAACCUGGCGGAAUCCCCACCACACCACAUGUCAGUCAAACGUGAACGGGAUCAUCCGAUGGAUUUUACUGACCGUUCUGGGGCGGGUCGCGACUAUCACAGUGGCAUUCCACCUGCCAAACGCAGUAACAACAAUUCAAUAGCCGCAGUAGCUGCGGUAGCGCAAUUGCAACAACAACAACAGCAGCAACAUCAUCAACAGCAGCAGCAACUCCAUGGCCACAAUCGUUCGCUGACACCGCAAAAGUUAAACUUAUCCUCGCACGAUGAAGACGACGCCCGUUCACUCGAUGAAACACCGAUUAAUCUCCGGGGGGAAAACGGAGGCCUUCGCCAUCACGACGAUGACAUGCCGGAUGAAGAAGAGGAAGAUGAGGACGAGGAAAUGUCCAUGGGGGAUGAUGUAAGCCAUCCGCUAGCAUUGAACAGAAUCACAGAACAUGCGGCCGCACUAGCCGCUGCGGCACAACGCGAACGCGAACAGGUACAGGUGAACCAUUUGGCCAGUCUGAACCUGAGUCUGCUGGAACGUGAACGGGAACGGUGCGACAGUGCGGACAAACUGAAGCGUCAGCAGCUGGAGCAACUACAGCGGGAACAGUUGCUACACCACCAACAGCAGCAGCAGCAACAGUUGCUGCAACGCGAACGGGAACGCGAGCGGGAUUUGCAGCGGGAGCGCGAACGUGAACUGCAAAAACAGCAGCAGUUGCAGAUUCAACAGCAGGAACAGAGCGGCAGCCGACAGAAUGGUGACCGGCUGUGCGGUACCGGCAUGGACGGUGUCAGCAACAACACCAGCACCAGCAGUGAACACCAGCAGCACCGCUCCGGGUCGGCGCAUGAUGCGUACAGUCCGAACAGAACCGCGUCUGCACCGGUGGGAACAACUACGGGCGGUGGCGGCGGCAUCAUGGGAAUGCAGUUUAAACUGAUCAGUAGAGGCGAUGCCUCCAAGGGCGACCAGCAGCUGGUCGUGUCGAUGGAAUUCAACGGUGUCCAGUACGAGGGUGUUCUCUUCGCGAACCCAUCGAGUUCCCCCAAUUCGUCAUCCUCGCUAGCGGCGGCAGUAACCGGACACGAUAGUCGCAGUAGUACCGCUGGAACCGAUCGUGGCAAUAAACUCGGCUCAAAUCCAGCUUCUUCUCCGCUGCUGGUAACGGCCGUAACCGGUGCAAUGUCCUCUUCGGUGUCACCCGUCGGCAGUAUUAACAGCACCAGCAGCACCUCGGUAGCAUCGCCCACCGGAUCGUUGCUUGUUUCGCCGGCCAAAACUGCUACCUCUUCGAUAGGCUGCGACGAACCGAUUGGCCAUCCGCCCCCGCCGCCGGUGAUCGCAUCGCGACCGCUUGUUUCGUAAAUUACUGUUACUGGAUAUUUAUCCCCGCUUAUCGCUACCAUAAUCAAUGGUAGCCCCAUAUCUCGCAAUCUGCUCUCGAAUGUUGCAUUUUCUGCUUUUUAAAGAAGAACAAAAUCGUUUAAUUACUAUCUAUACGCGCGAACUCGCUUUGUUUAGGUAAAUUCAUAGUCUAAAUUUUACACACAACAUGGGUGAAAUGUUUUCACGGUGUAAAGUGUUUGUGCUUAGGUUGGUAGAAACAGUGUCGAACCGCUAGGUGGCGUGGAGUGGCGAGCUUCUGACUCGGUUCGGAGGUUGGUGUCACGGCUAACCGGUUUCUGCUGUUCGUCAUACACGCAGCGCAAAACUAGAAUCACUUUUGAACCAAAAAUUAUUUUUAACUUGUUUUAUUGAAAUUGUCUUAAUUGAAGGGACUUAGUUAAUGUCAGACGAAGUACGAGCUAAUGCAUUAGUAGAGGUGCAUGUACAUGUGGAUAGCAGGAUGCUCAGUGAAGCACAGACAAAUAAAUAGGCAGUUAGUGUUAGAGAUGGGAAGAAAAAAAAGGAGAAAAGAUGUGAUUAUUAUUUCUGGAUUCUAGGGAUAACAGGAUUCGAGACUGUAGAAAUGCAACGAAUUUUUCUCUCACUUUUGUGUCUGUUUCAAGAGCCUCACCAGCAUGUACGAGUAAUAGUAACCUACUUAAGGAAAAAUAAGUAAAGUUAUAAGAUAUACUCUCUAAUUAGUGUGCACGUUAACGACGAUUAUUGACAUCAAUUGUAUGUACAUUUAACGUAUAUGGAUGUUCAAUUUUAUUUGGCACAUUGAACACAAGUUUAGGUUUGAACAAUUUAAGUGCAAAACGGGCGAUCAUUCGCCGGUUACUAUACAAUGGAUGCAAUCUUUCUUAUUUUCUGGAAGAAACAAAACAAAAGUAAAAAAAGAAAAAAAAGGAACACGAAAACAAUUCUGCAAUAUAAUUUAAGAUUAAAUAUUCAAACCAACAACAGGAACAUACACACACAAGAAAGUUUUUAAAACAAGAACAAAUGUGUUUAGCCGUAGGUUCUUUUUAUUAUUACCUAGUGAAAGUAGAGAAAGUGUAGGUUUUAACUAUGUGCUAAUUAGUUUCGCUUUUUUUAACUCUAGGCAUUCUUGUAUUUUUUUAAACUAUUAUAUAUUUUUCUGUGAGAUAAGGAAUGAACAAAUAAACUAUUUAAACUAGUUGAAGAUUGACGAUACCCACUAGUAAUAGCAGUAGCAGUAGUAGCAAUACAUAUUAGAAGUUACAGGUUAGAAUUUAGCAGAAAAGACAUGACCGCUUGAAUACAUCACACACAACUAGACUCGUCAGUGGAGCUUUUAAAUGUAAAUCCUCACCUCCCACACUUACACACUUCUACCUAUAUUAUAUGUACACCAUCGUUAGAGCACUUUCCCGGCGUAAACUAGUUUGUAGUAAUCUUAUAUGACACACACAUACUGAAGAACAAAAAUAAACGCUCGUCCGUAACGAUGGUUAAUGUAAUCAGCCGCUCUCGCAUAGGAGCGGAGGCUGCAGCGUCAGGAGAAAUCCGUUUUAUUGGAAUGUAUGAAACCAUUUGAUCUUUAAUAUAGA
Molecule: messenger RNA, 4734 nt
Organism: Wyeomyia smithii (pitcher-plant mosquito)
Lineage: Eukaryota; Metazoa; Arthropoda; Insecta; Diptera; Culicidae
Gene: retn
Product: protein dead ringer
Exons: 10
Coding region: 239-3139 (966 amino acids)
Biological process (GO): regulation of transcription by RNA polymerase II
Cellular component (GO): nucleus
Molecular function (GO): DNA binding
Source: RefSeq, a predicted model, not a curated record